This is a messenger RNA of Acanthopagrus latus (yellowfin seabream), 2887 nucleotides long. Its product is annotated as mitotic spindle positioning. The record is from RefSeq and is a predicted model, not a curated record. The transcript has 5 exons. The coding region runs from base 106 to 2604 and encodes 832 amino acids. NCBI's taxonomy places the organism in Eukaryota, Metazoa, Chordata, Actinopteri, Spariformes, Sparidae.
UGAUGGUGAUUGGUUCCUGCUGGCUGAGGGUCUGACUUACAUCAUCGUCAUCAUCAUCAUCAUCAUCAUCAGACCAGAACCAGUAGGAACCAGUUCAGAAUCAGAAUGUUCAGGUACACUCCACCAUGGCAGGUCCUCUGUCACAGCCUGGACCACAACAAGAGACUCUCUGUGGACGACUCUCAGGCUGUUGUGGCUCCUCAAAGUUUUCAAACUUCGAGCUCUGUUCAUCGUCUUCCUCCAUCCGAACCUCCAUCCUCUGCUGGUCCAUCAACGACCCCUGCAGACAUGGAGAGCACCCCCAGAAGGUGGGUUCUGAAGCCUUUAUCACCCCUACUACAGCCGUCAGACCUGCGCACCAUUGAUAGCCCGGUCAAGAGCGAUGGCCUAGACAAUUCCUUUUGCAGCUCCAACAGCAUCUCUGUAGCUUGCAGUCAGUCCACGGUGGUGGUGUCCUCGCAGCAGGGCGAAUGGUCUAGGGAUGUGGUGGUUCAGUCCCGGCACGUUGCUAUGUCGCAGGACAGAGGGAGCACCAGUGACGAGUGGCUUCCCAGCAGCCCCAGCAACCCCAGCAGUCCCAGCAGCAGCUCGGGAUCUCAGUGCGGCUUCUAUUCCUUUGUUGAGGAUCCAAUGAGUCCCGAGGCCGAGCUGAACGAAGCCUGGAUGGUCUCACCGCAGCGGCAAACUCAGCUGGCUACCCUGAAGGAGGAGAAAGGAUUCAAAUUACAGACCUACGCCAGCAACAGGAAGCCAGAGAGUCUGUUCUCUGAGAGCAACGGAGACUCGCAGUACAAGGUUGAUGUGAACAAUGGCGUGAGAGUGGUUCAGGAGGAGGAGGCCAACCACCUCCGGAAGGAGAUCAUUCGCAGCCAAGCACCGAAGAAGAACCCAACAUUCAGAGAAGAGCUGAGUGUGCUUGAGAACCUGGAUCUGAGCAAAACCACAAAACAACUGAUCGAAGGUUUCAGUGUGAGCUCCAGUCCUGUGUGCUCGAAACCAGAACCUCCUCUCACUGCUGAACCUGCCAACAUCGACAAGGAGCAAAUAAACUUCAGCGCUGCCCGACAGCAGUUCCUGAAGAUGGAGCAAGACCAACAGACUGCUGUCCUCAACCCUCUGAGGUCAUUGAAAACAGAGCUGAACACGUCUCUGCAGUCUGAUCCUGAUGCGUCCUCAUUAAAGCAGAUGGAGACAUACUACAGCGUCCAGGAGAGCGAAGACAUGACACUGUCUACACCAGCAGAAGAAGAUGAGACCAGCCCAGAGAGGAAGGUGACGGUGACUGAGGAGAGUUUCAGCCGGCAGAGCAGUGUGUUCGAUGACCUGGACUCAGGCCUGGAGGAGCUGUGUGUGGAGGUGGGUGGUGGCUACACCAGUGAUGAAGGGAUGUUUAACGACAACACUGAAGAGACCAGGAGCAGCAAGUCCACCAGCAACUAUGAAACCCCGAUUGAGAGGGAGAUCCGGUUAGUUCAGGAACGUGAGGAGAGCCUGAGACGCACUAGAGGGCUGAAGCAUAGCAACAGCAGAGGAGAGAUGGUCGAGAUCAAAACCAGACGUUUACAGUCACCGCUGACGCCGAUCAGAACCAAAGAGAGGAACCGAGUGAGCUUCAUCAUCCAGAGAGAGAUCCAGAAGGAGAACCAGAGGAAGGAGGAGCCUCAGCAGCAGGGAGGGGUCCUAAGACCAUACAGUCUGGAUACUCAGGAGUUUGAUCAACAACACAAGGGCAAGAGGGUAGAAGACAGACCUCUGUCUGAGUCUGGAGACGCUGAAGUCUUCCCGUCACCGUGCUGUCCUCAUCGACACCUUGAGGAGACAGAUUCAUUUUUCAGCUACACGAGGUCAUCUUCCUUCUCUGCUAGGGACUCGGAGGUCCAGGAUAUGAGAGGUUUCCUCAAAGACCAAAUGACUUCUUCAUCUUCACACUCCUCCUCUCCCUCCUCCCCUAAACUGACUCAUCUUCGUGACUUGACCUCGACCACAACUUGGUCCUGGAGGGAGAACAGGGAGUCCGCUAGCCUGCAGUCUAGAGGACACUCCUCUCUGGACUUCAUAGAGAAGGAGAUAAAGGAGGACCUGAGACGGGAGCAGGAGCUGAAGCAGCUAAGGGCGUCCAGGGAGAAAACUGAUGGACAGAUCUUCUCUCCAGCUCCUCUGGUGGAACAGGCAACCAAGAUGGCUGUCAGCCAGUUCUACCCACCUGAAAACACAGAUAAGAGCAACAUUUCCUCUCCGUCCCCUCGUCCCUUCAUCCGUCAGCCCUCCCUCUCCUUAAUCACUGCUCAGCCCUGGGUGUCCUCACCUCCUCCUCCCUCCUCCUCUUGUCCCGUCUCCUCCCCACUCCCCCCUCCCUUGCCCUCAUCUCUGGAGGCAGCAGUCCGGCCAGCCCCGCCUCUUCUCAGAGGCCUGACGGAGACUCUGCUGCAGGACUUUGAGGAGAGGCGAGCCCAGCUGAAGCUGGAGGAGACCUCAUAUGCAGGAAUCCAGCUGGUUGACGACGUCAACAACGAGGUCGUUGAGUCGACUCGUGUCGUUCGACACAAAAACCAGCGCGCUCUGCGAUGGGAGGCCGGAGUGUUUGCCAACCAGGAGGAGAAGUGAGGACAGAUCCAGGACCAGGACCUGGAGGGGACGAGGAGGGACAACAUGGCAUCUCCUUCAGCUGACAAUAAAAUGCUUUAAAACUGGACCACUCCUGAUUGGUCAGCAUAGAUGACAGCCCUUCUAUGUCCAAUCACUUGCCAAGAUUCUGAUUAAUGUACAAAUUAAGAGGAGCAGCAGGUAUUGAUCAGCUGAUACAGCAGAAACAGGAAAUACUGAUUGUUUUCAUGAUUUCAAACUAAAGCUUCAGAAAAAAAGAAUAAAGUGAUUUUUCAAACUGACA